GGUUCGAUGCUUUACCGUAUCAUCAGCAUUCAAAUGUUGGUAACGAUCGUGUAAAGACGUUCUUUCUGGUGGUGAUCAUAUAGUUUGGGAUGAAGAUCGCCUCGAUCAAAGUAUUUACAACGACUUUCGGUUAGUUUAGAUACAAUUCUCACCUCAGAAAUUAAAAAGUGCAUAAAUUUAUUCAUUUUCUACGAUCUUGCGGAGAAACAGUGAUAACUUUAAACGUUAUAAAAAAUUUAUCUGAAUUUAAAAACUGGUGCAUACAAAAAAUUGGAUUCAUUUUAAAGGUGAUCAACUCAUCGGUUGUGUUCUUGGGAUGCUUGAAAAUAAAGAUCCACAUUUCAAAAUGAAUCUCAAAUGGGGCACAAUUCUUCUUUAUAUUGGUAUAGCGCUGGUUUUGCAAUCGACACGCUGCGACGCUGGGUCAAGAGUUGUUCCUACAGAUCCUCAAACUCUGGCAAAACAAACCGGUGCGGCCCAUUUUGAAGAACAUUUCGAACCAGUUGAAUCAGAAGAAAGUGGUGAGCAUAAACUACGAAAAAGAGCGUCUGACGAAGACUUCGAUUACGAAGUAUAUCAAGGAGUCGUUGGGCGUGCUGGCAUUGAUUUUCCCAUUCAUGCACAUAUCCCGCAAACAUCAUUCAGUUGUCGACAAUACGGGAACGGAUAUUUCGCCGAUCUUGAAACUGACUGCCAAGUAUUCCAUAUCUGUGAUGAUGGUCGAAAAAUCUCCUUUCUGUGUCCGAAUGGAACCAUUUUUCAACAACCUGAACUAAUUUGCGAUUGGUGGUUCAAAGUAAACUGCGGUAAAUCCCCAAACUUUUAUGCCGACAGUGCCGAAAUCCAAUCCCGUGGUCAAAGUCGACGAAAGAGUCACAAACGCGUUGAAAACGACUACAGCUCAAAUGGAAAGAAAAACAGCUACCGGGCAAGUUCCAAAUCAAACGGAUUCAAGAGUCAAUAUCCUUUGAAAUCUUCUAAACGCUAUGAGGAAUCAGACCGAUUGAACCAAGCAAAACAUUCAGACCGCAGAAUUGAUUCCGAAGAGAGCGUCUCUGCUGAGUCUAUUGAUUUCGAAGAUAUCACUGAAGGAACCAGAACUUACUACCGUAAAAGUGACAAAUUCCAAGCAGGCGGUUCAAAUGAUAAUGAAAACGAAAGUCAGGUUGUUGCAGAAACUGCUUCAUUUGUCAGUAAUAAUGGACGCAAUGGCUACAACUAUGAUAAUCCCAUUCCCGGAAGAAAAUCUUCUGUUGAACGGGAUUAUUCUAGAAACGUAGCCAGCCAACGGCCUAAGAAUGACCGUGGUCGCCAGAAAUAUGAUUUUCGAAGCAAUGUCUACAAAAACCAAAAUCAACCAAGAUCACAAGAAGAUUUCUUGGAAGUUUCGACAUUUGAACCGGCCACUUUCACAAUUGGAAGUAAGCCAAAUCUUUUGGGCUCACGCUCGCAGAGUCGCUUCUCUACACCACGUCCCAACAGCUACACUACUGCCCGUCGCUUUGAUAUAACGAAAACUACACCAUUCUACACACCUACCGUUCCGACUGUUAGUAGCCGCUUUGGUGAGUAUAAGUCAACACCGGUAAAUGCAGGUAAACCAAUCUUCAACAACAUUGUUUCAACACCAGUUCCAUUUGCCCAGCGAAAAGGAACAAUUCUACCUCAGCUUAACGAGCGGUUCAACCAAGGAGCAUCAAACGAUUACCACUAUUCCAAACCAUCUAGCUUCAGAGUAGCAUCUACAACCGCAGCUCCUGUGCGUACAACAUAUUUCGUUUCGGAUGGAAGACGUCCAGCUGUAGACAUUCGACUACAUAAUGGAACAGUUACAUCAACUCCAUCAUAUUUCACCACUACCGGAGGAUCUACUCAUACAACUCCUGGUUAUAACUAUUCACCAUUCUCCACUGUUACUCCAAACUCAAUAGGUUUUGGACCAAGUAAACUAAGUUCUCCGGCACCUUUCAGUAUAUUUUCAUCUGGCGAAAGAACUACCAGUCCGCCAGACGUGGUUAUUGCAAACCGAUUUGAAUCCCUGAAGCAGGAUCUUAGUAGGCCGACCACUUCGACUUCAUUCCCUCAGGUUAAAACCGAGAGUGUAGAAAUAUUAGCCAAUGAUCAACCAACCAGCCACGAUGUUAACAUCAAAGUCACAACUGCGUUAGCUACAGAUUCACCAGUGGAAACUAUCACUGGAAAUGCAUUUGUUUCUUCGAACAAAGAUGAAAGCGGAAAAUUGAUAGGUUCUACUGGGUAUGCCUAUGACAACCCUUCAACUCAAUCUAAUCUGAUCGGCGGUACUAGCACUUUUGGAUAUAGCACUGUAUCGAACGAAUAUACAACUACCAUCAGCCCAACACAAAAUCCUCAAAGCGUUCCCCCACGGCCAGAAGCUGAGGGAGCAGGUCUAGAAGCAUUCGAUCAAAAGCGGAACAUUCUUAGCAAUGGCGGAAAUUUGAAUAUAGUUCAAACUACUACGUUCAAACCACAGGAGAUAGGAUUUACUGGUUAUCCAGCUAGAGCUGGUGUCGCUACAUCAACAUUUGCGCCACCCAUUUCGACAUAUUCUCCACAACAACCCGUAACCUCAACUUCUUUCCCUGAUUUAUCUGGAGCACCGAUUUCAACAAUCGUUCCACAAUCGCCUGAAUCACCAACCUCAACAUUCCCUCCACAAAUUUCUGAACUUCCAACUUCUACAUUGGCUCCACAAUUCCCGGCAGUCUCCACAGAAUCACCAACACACUCCUCAACCACCGUCCCUGAAGAUCUACCUCCAACAACCUAUAGACCUUCUCUUACUCCAGCACCAACUUUAACGGUUGUUGACCACGUGAAAGAUAUGAUCAAGACGCUUAACGAUCUUAAAGUACCAGUGAAAGUAGGGUCAAGACAAGGGCUGGACAUACCCUCCUCUUCAGGACCGUCAUCCCUUCAUUCGUUGGCCGAAUAUUUUGCAUCGGCAGAAGUUACUUCGACUACUGAAGUGAGCACUGCAACAGAUGAUAAUCGUAGCGGAGACCACGAUGACGAUGCAGUCGCAGUCAAGUCUGAUCUCGAUGGCUCAAAUUUAACUGGAAAGACCGUUAAUAAAUACAAAGAUUUGUUUGGGCUUAGCACAACAACCACUCCACCAGAACCAACUAUCAGUCCAUACUUCCAGCCAAAUAUUGCUCCCGAUGCCAAUGAUCUCGAAGGACAACACUCAUCAGGUUUACUUGGCGAUAAUGUCGGAAAGCCAGAAACAAGGAAAAUUGCCCAAGUGUUUACGAAUGCGUUGUCAGCUUAUUUGCAAGAUCCUGAAUCAUUCAGAAAGGUUUUGACCGAGGUUAGACCAACCGAACCUCCAGGUGCUUUUGAUGGAGAAUUUGCGCAUGGAACUGCUGCAUCUUACUUGCCAACUAUUCCUACUACCAUCACCCCCACUAUUCAACCAUUUGCUCAGACUGCUACCCCGCGAUCAAGUGAGGGGUUGGAGGUUCUAGACUAUUCAGAUGUGACAAUUACCCCAGGUAGUGGCGCCGCAUUGUCAGCCAUCAGAAGCACGACUGUUCCAAAUGAAGUCAGCACUACCACUCAAGAGCCAACAUAUGCUAAUCCCGCUACCGUGACAGCGAUUCCUAACUAUAUGAAUAAAGUUCCAGCUUCAAAACUUAUUACAGAGAGUCUGAGGAAAACUGAAGUCCAAGUUGAGACGAAUGCAAAACUUCAGGCAAAAACGGAAGGAAAUUCUGUCGCUGAAGAAAUCAAUUCUGGAUUAGGAUUGUCUACAAUUGAACCCUAUUUGUCCUUGGCCGAGUCCGUGGCAGCACGUAAACCUUCAGUUGAAGUAUCCAAUGCAAACGAAGCCCAAUCGACCACAAGUAGCAAUGAUAACUCGGGCGAAUUAUCAACAACUGCUGCUCCACCGUCAGUAUCUUUCGAACUUCUCCCACCCUCAGCUGAUGGUGAUAUCAAUAUUGACGAUGAUGAAGAUACUCUGCAAAGGGCCCAAUCGCAAUCUUUUGUCACAGCUCGCAACAAACUCAACCGCCUUGAGGCACAAGGAAAACGUUUUGAAAGCUUAAAACUUUCAACAACUAUUUCACCUCGUUUUGACUUCGGCCAAACUGGACAUUACAUUACCCGAAUAAUGACUGACUCUCCUUCCACUACCGAAAUUCCUGACUACAAAAGAGGCACCAUUACCCCUUGGCCAACCACCACUUCCUACACUACAUAUGUCGACCCACUUACAAUCAAUGACGAAUUGAUGAGCCAAAAUGAAACUGUAACAACCACUGCAAGCCCACAUACGUACUUGCCGAGAUCCACACCACCUCAGCCUACACCCGUUAAUGUUGACAUUGAAGAUGCUGGUGAAACUGGAACGUCAACAAUCCGAAGCUUCUUACACCCUGACAUUCCUGAAGAGGACCUUCCACCAGCAAACGGCAUUCAAAGAAUCGCCAACAAAAUGUUUGGAAAUUUGGAUGUUGAAUCAGCAAGUCACCUAAUGAGUGUUAUGAAAAAAGCUGAAAGCAAUGCAACCGUUAGAAAACUGAUCCUUCUUUUGAUUCAAACCUGCGACGACAACUACAAUAAGACUGUUGAGCAAUCAAGAAAGAUCCUCCUCAACGCACUGAUUGGUAUGGAUCAGAAACUCGAAGGAGAUGAAGAAGUCAAAGUGUUCCAGCUUCAGCCCGAUCGCCAAGCAAAGAGCAUCGAAUACUCGAGCCAAUCUGAAAAAUUAAUUGCCUCAACUGUAGGUCCAAGCGUGUUCACCUCUCCGCAGUUCUCAGUUUCAACAGUUCCGAAUUUUGAGUCUUCUUCAACCAUAUCCUCUUCCGGAGAAGAGACUACCAAAUUCCAGACACGAUCAGGAGAGUCAAAUGAAGAGGUAUUUGGAGGAGGCUCAACAUUAAGGUCUUAUGAGUCAGAAUACAGCACCAUUGCCAGCACCCAGGAACCGAGUGCUUACAGCACACCAGAACCACUCAGUAUAGCCCAGACAACUGUUCAGCCACAAAACAACAGACGCCGAACCAAGGACGUAAACGAUUCAAUAGGCCAAGCGGGUUUCGAGUCAGAUCUUAGCCAUAAAAACUCAGACGAACGAGCCCUAGAACUUCUCAAGUCGCUCUACUCGCUAGCGUCAAAAUUCAGCAAGCGGUAAACACCGACUCCAUGACACCAACGAGACUGAGAAUGUUCUUCUAGUAUUUAAAGAAAAAAUCUAAAAACGUCUGUUUUCUAUAUUUAAGCAAAGUAUCUUCAUAAAUAUCUUAAGACUCGACUAUGCUCUCAAUGAGUUAUGACUCAAUUGUUUUAUUUAGAGGUUCAAAUUGAAAUUCGAAACUAAAGCAUAAAACUCAUUUCCAGUCCUCUCCGAAUAUCAUAGUCGACAUAAACAAUUAUCUUGUCUUUUGAAAUUUUAGAUAAAACAACAAAGAUUUUAGCUACUUUUGUGAGAUUUAAAUUUAUUUAGUGAAUGAGUGAUAGAAUAUCGAAAUUAUUUAUUCAAAAUUCAACAUUUUCCACGAUUCGAACUUCACUACAGAAGAGCAAGAGCCUCUGGACACACUUUUACUCUAUCUUUUGUCAGAUAAAUCUUUCAAGCCCCUUCACUAGUAGGAAACCGAUCGUCAAAAUGCUGUAAUAAAUACCAAGUGCUCAUCAACAACAAUUCCUAUUUUUAUUGUUAAAUAAGUCAACCGAGAAUCAAAAUUUCAGGAAAAUCAAUGACGCAAUUAUAUUUCGAUAUUUUUUUAGUAUUUUGUAUCCAUUAUAGUGUACAUAUAUAUCUUAUGGAUUUAGUCUAGCUAUUAUACGUAAAAUGAUAUUGUAAAAACAAGAUCGAAGAUGCAUCUUAGAUUAACCCUUCAUAAAUAUUUACCCCCAUAUCUACUGGCAGUCCCGGAUUUGAUCGAGAAUAAAGUCAAGAGCGGAGAGAUCAGGUGUUGGAUCAAAUUUUAUCUAUUUAAAGCGGAAAUCAUCAUAAAAAAUCAACCAUUAUUCAUACUAUUAUCUGCUAUCGUAUUUGAUAUAAAAUUAUAAAUCUUUAAAGAGAUAUUUAAGAAAGGACCGAUCGUUACCCUUGAAAUUUGAUAUAAAUGAAACUUUCGAAUUGUAUGCUUUAAGAAGGAAGCUUACUUGUUAAUUUUUGUAAAUAAAUCAUAUUUUGUAAUUGUAUAGUUCUUAUAUAAUAAAGCAAUAAAUAUUUUUUAAAUAAA
This is a messenger RNA of Hermetia illucens (black soldier fly), 6215 nucleotides long. It is a transcript of the gene thw, whose product is annotated as mucin-5AC. Bases 317 to 5158 code for a protein of 1613 amino acids. The transcript is spliced from 8 exons. NCBI's taxonomy places the organism in Eukaryota, Metazoa, Arthropoda, Insecta, Diptera, Stratiomyidae. Gene Ontology annotation, molecular function: chitin binding. The record is from RefSeq and is a predicted model, not a curated record. Gene Ontology annotation, cellular component: extracellular region.